CAGAUGAGCGCACAUUCAAAGAGGGAAAAAGGAAAUCUUCAAAACACACAAUUUUUUCAGUUUAAUAUUCAGAGAGGCAAUGGAGGAGACGUACCUUCUCAACUAUCCAGGGGUCAAGAAGAAAAUCCUGACAGGAGGCAAAGGACCACUGCCUCAUUUUCCUCCUGGGACAAAGCUGGUCUUCCACUUCCAAACCCUGCUGGACAACUUUGAGCGGACGGUCAUCGAUGACAAUCGACUGGCCGACAGACCGGCUGAGAUCUUUGUUGGAAGGAUGUUCAAGAUGGAAAUUUGGGAGCCCAUGCUAAUGUCUAUGAGGGUUGGAGAGGUGGCUGAAUUCUGGUGUGACGCCAUUCACACAGGCUUAUAUCCUAUUGUGUCCAAGGGAAUGAGGCUGAUUGCUCAAGGGAAAGACCCCCUGGAGGGCCAGAAACACAUGUGUGGCAUGGGGAACCUGUUCCACUAUCACUCCACUGGUUUCCCUGAGCUCGACGAGAUAAUGCGAAAUCCUCAACCACUCAUAUUCGUCAUGGAGCUGUUGCAGGUAGGAGACCCCAUGUCCUACCACAGAGAGUCAUGGAUGAUGGAGAAGGAUGAGAAGCUGCAAAAGGUGCCGGUUCUCCACAUGCAGGGCAACGUUCUGGUGAAGCAGAAACAAUUCACAGAGGCUGCCAGCAAGUACAAGGAAGCCGUUCUGCUGCUAAAAACAGUGCAGUCCAGGGAGAUGCCGGGUGAUGUAGACUACAUUAACUUGGGGCGAAUGAUUGUCCCCCUGGAGCUGAACUACUGCCAGUGUAUGCUGGAGCUAGAGGAGUACUACGAAGUUAUAGAGCACACAAAUGAGCUGCUGGAGAAACACAAAGACUGUGUGAAAGGCUACUACAAGCGGGCCAAGGCUCACGCUGCUGUUUGGAAUGAAAAAGAGGCGCGUAGAGACUUCAACAUGGUGGCCGAAUUGGACAUCACUCUGGCCGCGCUUGUUCGCCGAGAGCUGAAGGCUCUGUCAGAGCGCAUGAAGGUGAAGUACUCCGAGGAGAAGGAGCAAUACUGGAACAUGCUGGAGAAUAUGGAGGGUAACAGUAAAGAAGAGGAGGAAGAGAUACAUAAUGAAGAGAAGAAGAAGCGAGAUAAAGAAAGAGAAAAGAAACAAAGCGACGAUGACCUUGAAAGCAGCACAACAGCAACUAAAGCAGGAGAGAAAAAUGGUUCAGUUGAGAUCAAAUGUGUUGAAAAAGAAGAAUCUGGAGAAGAAAAGGUUACAUCAUCUGACGGAUGCAAGGAGGAAGAAAACAGCUCUGUAUUCGAAGUCUAUGCUUGUGAUAAAAUAGAGGGGAAGGACUGGCAACAGAUGUUGCGACUGGUCAUGUUGCUGCAGAACGAAGGAAACUUUCUCAUCAAAGAACAACGUUUUCAAGAAGCUUCUGCCAAGUUCAAGGAGGCUUUGGUAUAUGUGGACUUCUUACAAAACAAGCAGGUGGAUCAACACGGCGAGGACUGGGAGUCGCUGGAGAAGGUGCGUCUCCCUCUCAGUCUCAACCUCAGCCAGUGCAUGCUGGAGCUAAAACAAUACCAGGCGGUGGUGGAGCUAAACGGCAGGCUGCUGAAGAGCCAUAAAGGCAACUUUAAAGCCGUGUACCAGAGGGCGCGGGCACAUGCUGCACUGUGCAAUGACAAUGAAGCUCGAAGUGACUUCGCCAUGGUGGAGAAAUUGGAUCCAAAGUUCAAACCCUUUGUCCAGCAGGAGCUGAAAAUGCUGGGGGAAAGCAUCCGCAUCUUGCACGCCCGUCAGAACAAAAAUUACUGGGAAACAACAAAGGAGAAGUGGGGUCCUGGUGGAGGCAUGAACAAGGGUGUAGUAAGGAAGAAGAAUACUAACUCUGCUAAUAAAAUCACAGAAGAAAACACUGAGACGGAUAAAAAGACUGAAAACAGUGAAGUUGAAGAGAAGGAAAGCCCCAGAGAUCACCACCCUAUUGAGGCUGAAGGAGCAGGCGCCAAAGAAACAGAAACAAAUCCAGAUUUCAAAGCACAGCAUUGUGAUAAAGAGCAAAAAUGUGGGAGGACAAGCGAAUUGGAGUCAGGUGAAGAAAAAACUGUAAUGGUUGAGGUUCCUGAAGCAGAGAACCACACAACAGAUAAAGAUAGUGACCCUCCAUCCACCAGCUCAGAUAAUGUAGUGAGCGGGAGAUCAGUGCACGAUAAAGGGAAAAAGAAGGUCAAACGCCAAUCCGGAGAUGCACCAAACUCAUACAGAACAAAGUCAGGGACAGGAAAAGGAGACUUCGUCAGAACAGACCAAUAAAUUGACACCAUGGAAUCAAAAGUCACAAGAGUAGGUAAAAUAACAGAGAUAAAUAGCCCUAAAAACAGCAAUUAUAAUAUAGCUGGAGGUAGAAAAACAAAAUCAGGAAAUACCACUUAAAAACCAAAUAUAAACACAGAAAUAAAAUCAAUAUAAACAGCAUGUAGUUGGCCUCAUUCUGAGUUAAAUUGUUUUAUUCUAUUCUCAAAGGGCUUACCGCAGUCAAAUCACAUAAAAAAAGCACACACAGACAAGCAGUUUGCCAAAUACAAAGUUUUAUUUCUGUACACAAAGAGUAGAAAGCAGCCAGUAACCCACUUGUUAUUACAAUAAAAAGCUUCUCCUCAGAAAACCUCUGAUACAGAUUAAAAACUCCAGAGAGUAGACAGGAGAAAGUGUUGGAUGAUAAUGGAAAUCAAAACUGUUAAACAAUGAACUUCAAGGCGAUUUAUGAGGUAUACUAGUGGUGAGUUAAACAAAACAAAGAAACCUCAUUUCACCAGUAUGAAUAAAUAAUUUUAUGUGUAAAUAAAAAGAUGAAGGUUGGGUGAUAUAUAAUCCUGUUACAUGUUAUAUGAAAUACAUGAGCUCUUGUUACAUGAUCAGAUGCAACACGGGGUGGGCGGGGGUAUCAGGCAAAGGCAGGACAACAAUGAUGCCUGUGAGCAUUUUUGGCCAGUGAUCACAAUGUUCUUUUGGGGGCUUGCCCCUGUGGAGAGCCUUUAUCUUCAAAGACACAGUCUUCAACAUGCAGCACGGAGCAAGGACUGUUAGUGUGCAUGUUUGAGGAGGCAAUAUAGGUAAUAAAAUAUAAUAAGAGUAUGAUUACGAUUAUAAAUGAAACCUCAUCUGAUCACAGGUGAGACUCAAUCAUUAACUCGGGAGGUGAGGACUUGCUGAUGGUAGGCGAAGGAUGUAACAACUGACCUCAACAGAAACUUUACACAAGCAGCAGGACAUUGUGUUUUUCUAGAUGUGGGGAGAAACAUUGUUAAGGUAUCUGUAGUAUUGGUACACAGGAAGAAAGACAUAAGAAAUACCAUAGCUGAAACCAAAUCUCCACUUAUUGUUCUUGUUUAUGUAAGUUUAUGCUAGCUUUAGCGGUGCAGUCCAGCUAGCUCCUACAGGAGGUUAAAAAAGUAUAAUGCUGCAUUCCAUUCGCACUUGAAAGUUGAAAUUGUCAUGUUCUUAGUAGGAAAAAUAACCUGAAAUGCCAAUCAAAAUCAAACUUCCAAAAAAACAUCAAAUUAAUUUAUAUCUUCAAAUCCAAAAUGGCUACUGCACGUAUAACACUGCAGUAAAAAACCUGUUUAUAUGCUCUUCUGAUGGUUUUUACAUCAUUAAAUAGUUUUUUUAGUGAACGUGCUUCUACAGGAUGCUAUUUUCAUAAGAGCAGCAUGAAAUAGCAAAUCCCAAUAAUGUUGGCAAUAUCAUUAUGUGAGCUGCUUCGAAGCAAUAUUUUGUAGAUCAUAACAUUUCUGGGACCACAAUUCUGCUUGCCAAUAAUUAUGCAGUUGAAUACCAUCAUUGGCUUUCAUGCCACACUUGAUACACUGUAGAUCUUAAUAACACUAAAUGCUAAAACGCAAGGAGAGUUGUGGGAUUGUCAGGGGGAAGAAAAAAGAAAAUAAAAGUGUGGAAAAUGUGAAAUUUUAAUUUAAAAUUUUAUCUGAAAUCAUCAUCACAACAUUAACCAAUAAAAUCUCUGUUUUUCUAAUAUCAUGCAGCUCUUAUUUUCAUGUAUAACAUGUUAAAAAUCCUUGCUAAGGGCCAUAAAUGCUACAAUGCAAUAAAAAAAAAUGUGUUAAAUAACUAGGUAUGUGAUAAUUUUAAACAAAUUGCAGUACAUUAAAUGAAUGAAAAUAUCUAUUACUACACUGCCAUGUCAAUAAUUCAAUAAAUUCAACACUAAAUGAAUAAACACCAAAAUCAUCAACUGACACAUGAAUUCAUGUAAAAAUCAUAUGUAAUUGUUUUAGUAUUAAUUACUUAAUAUUUUAACAGUCCAACAUAAAAGAUUCAAAUUGUACUUAUGGAUCAGCAGAGACCCUAACAUCUGAUUAGUUACCUGCACAGCUACUCACUUGCAGACUAAUCACCUAGUUUAUAGCAUUAUUAGCUGUGAGGUAGACAAAGUAAAUUGAGGUAAUUCAUGAUUACCUAAUAGUAAAAAUAAAUAACUAAACAGUUAAAAAUGUGCUUUAAACAAUAAAGGAAUAUACAUGUAUUUAAUAAUGAUCACAGUUAGUUAUUUUGGUAAUUAUUAUAUUAUUAAAACAUUUAAAUAUUUAAAUAUAAAUAUUUAUUUAAGGUAUGUAUUUCCAAUUUUAUUUGAAUGAUAACAUCUCUAGGGGCAGAAACGUAUACAAGAUAAUACAUUGAUAACAAAUGCUAUUUAAUUUAUUUGUAAACUUGUAACAACUUUAAAAAUAACAUAUUAACUUUCUAAACAAGGUUUAAAUAAUUUUAUUUGUAGCGCAUGAUAAUAAUAAUAAAUAAACCGAACAUUAACAAUAGAUAUCAUCAGACUGAAUUAUAUCUGUUUAACUUCCAUCCAUUGGGGAAACUCAGUGGGAGUUUGAAAACAAUGUGCCGGGAUUUGGCUAUUCUCUCUGGGUUUGGUGCUCCUCGACCAUUUGGUCUGGAGCAGACAUCUCCGAACACGUCAGAGCACUUUUGCAAUUAAGCGAUAUCUUCAUUAAACAAGCAAAUACAGUAUUUUAAGCUUACACAGCUACCUUCUUGGCGGAAAACAUUGUAAAAGUUCAUUUUGUUUCACAGAAAGCACAGUAUAUCCAACUUUAGUCACAGCUUUUCUCUCUCCUCCGCCAUUGCUACUUCCAUUUAAACAAUCAGCUUCAACAUGCAAUGAAUCAUGGGAUAGGGUGGGCCACGAAGAAUACACCAUCCCCAUCUUUCCAAUCUAUGGAAAAAACCUUUGGGCAGCCUUUAUUGCUUCGUCAUGACGUAAUCGGCCUACAAAUAUGGCCUUCGAAGGAUGUAGCCCCAGAAUUUGACCACUGCAAUAAUGACAUCCAGGAAUUUGUGAAUCUGUGUUUGAUUACUCAUGGCCCAGAUGUGUGACACAAAAAAACUGAAUUUUGGAACUGAAAUUUAAUUAUAGAACUGAAAGUGAAAGUAAUCAAACAGAGUUUUUGAUACAACAAAAUAAUUUUGUUAAGGAAAUGAAUUUAGUUUCAAACCAUAAAAUUUUGUUUUACUUUGGUGAAAUUAAUUUUGAAACCAGGAAAUUUCAAUUCAAAUCACGCAAAUACACAUUCAGUCUCAGAGUAUUUCAAAUUUAGUUUCUGAUAGCUUAAGUUUCUGCCCAUACCACAUAGAUCAAUGUUUAUUUAAUAAAUUAUUUAUGCAUUUAGAUGUGCCACUUUUGGCUCUCAAUAGUUAUCAGCCUUGAAAUGUCAAAGCACAGAUUUCCUGCCAGUGACUAAACUUUCUGCUGCAUGUUAAGAAGCACGUAGCCAAAUCACUCUUUGUUUUGUUAUUUCCAGUAAAGGGAUUUGAUUUAUUUGGAGUUGUAAUGACGGUAAUCAGAAUAUAUCCAGCAUGGGUAAAAGUGAAACUCUUUUAAAUAUUUUCUGUGUUUUUGAGUCGCAAAGACUGUGUCUAACCAGAAUAGAUAUCAGUCUAAAGCCGGAGUCCCCUCCCUAUUGGCAAAUUGGGUUUUCCAAUGUGCAACUGAAGCAGGAUUCCAAGUUCCAACUUUCAAGCUAAAUGGAACACAGCAAAAAAGUAUUUUGUAAUUCGUUGAUUGAUUUCUCCCAUACAUCAGCCAUUAAGGCUGAUUAUUAUUGAAGUUACUGGAUUCACUGUGUCUGAGUCACUCUCAACAAACUCUAACGAGCAAUGUAACGUCAUUAAAUAUGCAUUACUUGUAUUUAUGUAACUGCCAUAAUUGUAUGAUAUUAAAAUAAAUAACAGCUGACAUGUUC
Molecule: messenger RNA, 6252 nt
Organism: Girardinichthys multiradiatus
Lineage: Eukaryota; Metazoa; Chordata; Actinopteri; Cyprinodontiformes; Goodeidae
Product: aryl-hydrocarbon-interacting protein-like 1
Exons: 8
Coding region: 80-2302 (740 amino acids)
Molecular function (GO): peptidyl-prolyl cis-trans isomerase activity; protein binding
Source: RefSeq, a predicted model, not a curated record